This is a messenger RNA of Thyridium curvatum, 1758 nucleotides long. RefSeq lists its product as uncharacterized. Gene Ontology annotation, cellular component: endoplasmic reticulum membrane. Lineage: Eukaryota; Fungi; Ascomycota; Sordariomycetes; Thyridiales; Thyridiaceae. The transcript has 2 exons. Gene Ontology annotation, molecular function: dolichyl pyrophosphate Man9GlcNAc2 alpha-1,3-glucosyltransferase activity. The record is from RefSeq and is a predicted model, not a curated record. Gene Ontology annotation, biological process: protein N-linked glycosylation. The coding region runs from base 1 to 1758 and encodes 585 amino acids.
AUGGCCGGCCCCUCGUCCCAUAAACCCCGGCGCAAGGGCAAGAACCCAGAGCACCUCACCAAGUCCGAGGCCCUUGUGCGAGCUCCGGCCUUCCCACUGGCUGCCUUCCUCUGGCCAGCCAGAGCCUCUGUGUCGCAAUGGGAGCUCCUCCCGCUCAUUCUCAUGUUUGUCGGCCUGUUUAGAUGGGCGGCCGGCUUCUGGGGCUACUCGGGCUUCCAGAAACCCCCGAUGUAUGGCGACUACGAGGCCCAACGGCAUUGGAUGGAGAUCACAACACAUCUUCCCAUUUCACAAUGGUAUUUCCACGACCUGCAAUGGUGGGGUCUGGACUAUCCGCCCUUGACGGCCUACCACAGCUGGCUCUGCGGCAAGAUCGGAUCGCUUAUCGACCCCUCGUGGUUUGCCCUUUACAGCUCGCGUGGCUCAGAGGACCCCAUGCUCAAAGUAUUUAUGCGCGGCACGGUCAUCGUCUCGGAGUAUCUCAUCUACAUCCCUGCAGCAGUAGUAUUCGUCCGCAGGUUCAGCAGGUUCAGUGGCGUCGCGACUUGGUCCUCUGCCGUCGCGCUUGUGGCCAUUCUCAUGCAGCCCGCCACGAUCCUCAUCGACCACAUCCACUUCCAGUAUAACACGGUCAUGUUGGGCUUUGUGCUGGCGAGCAUGUCCAGUAUGCUUGCAGAGAGGUACCUGUGGGCGUCUGUGUUCUUCGUCGCCGCUCUGGGCUUCAAGCAGAUGGCCCUCUACUACGCCUUUUCGGUUUUCGCCUACCUGCUCGGGAGCUGCACAUUCCCCAUCAACAUCUCCCGGCUGCUGGGAAUUGCUGCCGUCACAGCAGUGUCCUUUGCCAUUCUUGUGCUCCCGCUGAUCUUGGGCGCACUCUACGACACCCAGCGAGGUAUCGAUUCGAGGCCUGAGCUAGACGGCCCUCCGCCACCGCUCCCCCUCUUUCCCCAGCUUGCGAACUACCUGGACACGGGGGCAUUCUACUAUCCUGUUGUCGAGCAGAUGGUGCAGAUGGUGCACCGCGUCUUCCCUUUUGCGCGUGGCUUGUUUGAAGACAAGGUGGCCAACUUUUGGUGCGCGGCCAACGUGGUGAUCAAACUGAGAAAGUACUCUCCGGAGCUGCUGCAGAGGCUGUCACUUCUAGCGACCCUGGCCUCCAUCAUCCCUCCGAACCUCGUCCUCUUCCUGCGACCGCGCAAGACUCUGCUACCGCUGGCUUUUGCGACGACGGCCUGGGGGUUCUUUCUCUUCAGCUACCAGGUCCAUGAGAAGAGCGUGCUUCUCCCGCUGAUGCCCAUGACCCUUUUGCUCGCCGGGAAGAACGGGCUAGGCAAAGACGUGCGCGCCUGGGUCGGCUUCGCCAACCUACUCGGGGCCUGGACCAUGUUCCCCUUAUUGCAGCGAGUAGACCUGCGGGUACCUUAUACCGUGCUCACCCUCCUGUGGGCGUACCUCCUGGGCCUCCCUCCAACAUCCCUUAGUUUGUACCUACAGGGCAACGAUGGGUCUCUUGGCUCCGUGGUGACAGCCCUUGUCCAUGCGGUCUUUUACCUCGCCAUGGUGGUUUGGCACGUUCUGGAGCUCUUUGCGACCCCGCCGCCAGACAAGCCAGACCUCUGGGUAGUACUGAAUGUCGGCGUUGGGGCUGUCGGCUUCUGCCUCUGCUACUUGUGGUGCUUCUGGAGCUUGAUUCUUGAAAGCGAGAUCGUCCCGAGGUCUUGGUGGGCGGGCCAGAAGGAGAAAGCCAAGACUCAGUGA